Molecule: messenger RNA, 504 nt
Organism: Suillus discolor
Lineage: Eukaryota; Fungi; Basidiomycota; Agaricomycetes; Boletales; Suillaceae
Exons: 2
Coding region: 1-504 (167 amino acids)
Source: RefSeq, a predicted model, not a curated record
AUGUUAGACCUUGCAGAUGUGAAGAAAAUGGCAAGCAAGCUCAGAUACGACACUGCUCGUGCUGCGCUGAUUGUUCUCGGUCCAAUUCUGGGUAAGGUCGCUUGGGAGGGGAAAUUACGUGUUCUACAUGUUGCGGACCUGCGUCCAUUAGGUGAUAUUGGACCUGGUCAGUCCGAGGGCGCGAGAGACAUCUCGUGGAUCUGGAAGGCGCCGGGUGCCUUGCACAAUGAUGACGCCGGCCUUCAAGAUUGUCUACGAAUUGAGUGGUGCAAAGCACGAGCACGUGAAGGACGGGGCGAAAUGGGGGAAAGAUCGUGGAACCGCAGCCGUCAUAUCCGGCUCGCAAUGGUCAAACAUGUUCAAGAGCUUUGGGUAGCUGUUCCCUCAAUUGUAGAGUCUCAGCUCCUUCCAGAUGAUGAAGAGAACACUGCGGAGACGUCUGGUGUAUUACUGACCAUGGAGGGCCUGAUGAUAUUAUAUAAUGAUGUAUUACUACCAAUGUGA